This is a messenger RNA of Phaedon cochleariae (mustard beetle), 1374 nucleotides long. The record is from the annotation of a GenBank genome assembly. Lineage: Eukaryota; Metazoa; Arthropoda; Insecta; Coleoptera; Chrysomelidae.
AUGGAUUCAGACAAAGGAGGAGUUUUGGAUAAGGAUAUCUUAGAAAAGUUCCAUAAGAGCUUUUAUGCUGAAGAGAAAAAUGUAUUGUCACAAAAUGUCUGUUCCAAAAUAGACCCCUUCGAAGUUGCAUUGUCACGGAAAGUAUUGGAAGAAACACAACACGUAUUCAAUCAUAAGAUUGAAGCCGAGGGUAAACCCAUAACGAAUCAAAAAAGUUCUGGGCGCUGUUGGUUGUUUGCAGCCAUGAAUGUUAUUCGUUUACCUUUCAUCAAGCAUUUCAAUUUAGAAGAUUUCGAAUUUUCUCAGGGAUAUUUGUUCUUUUGGGACAAGAUCGAGAGGUGCAAUUUUUUCUUGCACAACGUUGUUGAGACAGGAAGAAGAAAUGAGGCAGUAGAUGGACGACUUGUAUCAUUUUUGUUGAAUGAUCCCACAACAGAUGGAGGCCAAUGGGACAUGAUAGUCAACUUGGUUAAUAAACAUGGACUGAUGCCUAAGAAAAAUUUCCCGGAAUCGUUCAAUUGCGAAUCCAGCUUGAAAAUGAACCAAGUAUUGAAGAGCAAACUGCGAGAGUACGCCAAAGCAAUUAGGGUACUUGUCUUGAAGGGUGCCAGCGAUGCGGACAUACAGACCCUCAUAGAAGAUCAGAUGACCAACAUCUAUCGUAUUGUGGGCAUCUGUCUUGGUAUUCCAGAUGAAACAUUCACGUGGACAUACUAUGACAAGAACAAGGCUUUUCAUAGCAUUGGACCUAUAACAGCCAAAGAUUUUUAUGAAAAACACGUUAAGCAACUAUUCAAUGUUGAUGAUAAGGUUUGCUUGGUAACUGAUCCCAGACCGACCAAUGAAUAUGGUAAAGUUUACACUGUUGAUUGUCUCGGAAAUAUGGUUGGUGGCAAAAGGUGUAUUUACAAUAAUCAGCCUGUAGAACUCCUUCUAGAGCUGACUGCUAAAAGUAUCAAGGAAGGGGAAGCUGUUUGGUUUGGUUGCGAAGUAUCGAAGAGAUUUGCUGGGAAACAAGGAAUACAGGAUUUGACUGCGCAUAAUUUCCCACUCGUUUUUGGUGUGGAUAUCCAGGUCACUCUAUCCAAAGCUGACAGACUUCUCUAUGGAGAAAGUUCUAUGACACAUGCCAUGGUGUUUACAGCUGUUAAAACAACCGAAGACGGAGAAGUGGAAAAACUGAGAGUAGAAAACUCUUGGGGUGAAGAUAGAGGCGAGAAAGGAUACCUUGUCAUGACUUCAGACUGGUUCAGGGAGUUCACUUUCGAGGUCGUAGUUGAUAAGAAGUACGUGCCGCAAGAAGUAUUGGACGUCUUCAACCAGGAACCUAUAGUUCUCCCAGCUUGGGAUCCAAUGGGAACAUUAGCGCAGUGA